AUGGGAAAAGUCGCUCGAACCAAGCACAGCAGAGGUGCCAACGGCCCAUACCAGAAGCCCGACCAGGGCCCACUGGGUAAAGCGACCUCCGCAAUUUUCAAGUUCAACACCGACCUCGGUCAACAUAUUCUUAAGAAUGGAGCGAUCGCCGAUGCCAUUGUCGACAAGGCCAAUAUCCAGCAGGGCCAGACGGUUCUGGAAGUCGGUCCCGGUCCCGGUGUUCUAACGAAUCGCAUUCUCGCAAAGGCCAAGAAAGUGGUGGCGGUCGAAGUCGAUCCUCGAAUGGCUGCUGAACUCACCAAGAAUGUACAAGGCACGCCGGCGGAGAAGAAACUCCAGAUUGUCCUUGGUGACUUUGUCAAGACGGAUUUGAGCCAGUUGCCUCCGUUCCAGAUUUGCAUCAGUAAUACCCCUUAUCAGAUUUCUUCCCCGCUUAUCUUCAAACUCCUCUCCAUGCCUAAUCCUCCCAAAAUGUGCGUUCUGAUGGUCCAGCGCGAAUUCGCCCUCCGUCUUGUUGCCCGGCCCGGAGAUUCCUUAUAUUCUCGACUCUCGGUGAACGUGCAGUUCUUCUCGCGCGUCCAGCAUAUCAUGAAAGUGGGCAGGAACAACUUCCGUCCUCCACCACAGGUCGAGUCUAGUGUGGUCCGAGUCGAGCCCAAGUCCGAUCGUCCGGCGAUCAGCUGGGAUGAAUGGGAUGGUAUGCUCCGUAUUUGCUUCGUGCGUAAGAACAAGACCCUGCGUGCAGGCUUCAUGGGAAACAAGACGCGCGCCAUGAUCGAAAGAAACUGGAUCACUUUCGCCACGAUGUACCCGGAGAAGGUUACGCAGGCGGAUAUAGACUUCAUGCUGGGUAAUGGGGAGCCGGAACCCAUGGAGGACGUGGAAAUGGAUACCAAUAAUGACGCGGAUGAUGAUGUUCCUGAGAUGGACGAGGAUGAUAUACUAAUGGGUGAUAUGGGAUUCGAAAAGAAGAAUGUUCCGGAGAUUCCCAAGGGAGCUCUUCUGACUAUCGGCAACAACAAGGUUUCUCGAGUCAUGGUUACCAAGUUAAUACAGGUCAAGCUUCAGCGGAUCCUGGACCGGACCGAACUGGCCAAUGCUCGGGCGCAGAAGUGCGAUGAGAAUGAUUUCCUUCGUCUUCUUCACGCCUGCAAUAAGGAAGGCAUACACUUCUCAUAG
Molecule: messenger RNA, 1179 nt
Organism: Aspergillus oryzae RIB40
Lineage: Eukaryota; Fungi; Ascomycota; Eurotiomycetes; Eurotiales; Aspergillaceae
Product: dimethyladenosine transferase
Exons: 2
Coding region: 1-1179 (392 amino acids)
Biological process (GO): rRNA methylation
Cellular component (GO): mitochondrial matrix
Molecular function (GO): rRNA (adenine-N6,N6-)-dimethyltransferase activity
Source: RefSeq, a predicted model, not a curated record